Messenger RNA from Drosophila takahashii, 670 nucleotides. Its product is annotated as UPF0729 protein CG18508. NCBI's taxonomy places the organism in Eukaryota, Metazoa, Arthropoda, Insecta, Diptera, Drosophilidae. The record is from RefSeq and is a predicted model, not a curated record.
AUGAAUCAUAAAAGAAAUCUGGCCACGCUGUGCUCCAAAAUAAAAUAGAUUUUAUUAAAUCCAUAAUAAAGGAAAACAAAGCGCCCCUUGGAAGCGAACUCAGGCCCAGCCAGUUUUCCUCGACAACAAACUAGCACAAUGGUGUGCGUACCGUGCUUUAUCAUUCCGCUGCUGCUUUACAUUUGGCACAAGUUCAUUCAGCCGAUAAUUCUGCGCUACUGGAAUCCCUGGGAGAAGAAGGACGCCGAGGGCAAUGUGAUCAAGAAGGGGCCCGACUUCCCCUUCGAGUGCAAGGGCGGCGUUUGCCCCUUUGUUCCGGGGUCCAAGAAGACCCCCAAUGUGGACGGUGAUGCCAAGGAACCCGAAAAUCCUCACACGACAACGAGUACAACCACAACAACCACAGCACCACUGGAAACGGAGGAAACCAAGAAGGAAAUCUAGUCGAAAUAUUCCAAAAACAAUAUCCUUAAUAUGUAGUCUGUUUUUUUUUGAGCUUGUCUAUAAGAAAAUCCACGCACACAACACCAAAACUAUGUAAUUCAACGUCAUCAUGCGAUGUGUCGUGGGCGGCGGUCGGUUGGGGGCGUGGCCGCAAGGGAGCACUAAGAACACUUAAUGAGUAAUUAAUUUAAAUUAAAUGUACACCUUGACCACACCAAAAAAAAAA